AGCUUUGUUUUAUUUUUUCAAUAUAAAAACAUAAGGGGAGGCAUAGAUAGUUGCAUUUGCUGCAAUGAGGAAUUGUGAUGAAUGGAAACCUUUUGUAGUAAUGGUAGCAAUUGAUUUUUGUUUUGCAGCAGUGAAUAUUAUUCUCAAGAAAGUUCUUGAAGAAGGAAUGAACCAUUUGGUUUUUAUUACAUACCGUUUAUCAAUUGCUACCAUUCUCUUAGCUCCAAUCGGAUACUUUAGGGAAAGAAACAGUAGGCCAAGGCUCACAUUUCGAGUUCUAUGUUACAUCUUCUUCAGUGCUAUUGUGGGGGCAUCAGUGACACAAUAUUUCUUCCUGCUGGGGAUCCAAUAUACUUCUGCUACCUUUGCUUGUGCAUUCAUCAACAUGGUGCCUGUGAUCACGUUCAUUAUGGCAUUACCAUUCGGGUUAGAGAGUGUGAAGAUCAAGUGCAAGAGUGGGAGAGCGAAGAUUCUUGGGACAUUGGUGUGCAUAGGGGGUGCAUUGUUGUUGACACUCUAUAAAGGAAAGGCCUUGUUUAACUAUUCUUCUGCAACUUCUAUAGCAAAGACUGGAACAAGUAGUAGUAGUAGUAGUGGAAGAUGGACUAUUGGUGUUGUGGCUUUGAUUCUUGGAACACUGUUUUGGUCAUCUUGGUAUAUAGUACAAUCAAGCAUAAGCAAGAGGUUCCCAUGUCAAUACUCAAGUACAGCCAUGAUGACCUUCUUUGGAGCCAUUCAAGCAGCUUUCAUAAGCUUCUCCAUUCAACACCAUGAUUUCUCCAUUUGGGUUCUCAAGGGAAAGCUUCCAAUAAUUGCUGUUCUCUUCUCUGGGAUGAUUGGAUCAGGAUUGUGUUUUGUGGGGAUGUCAUGGUGUGUGAAGAAGAGGGGUCCAGUGUUCACUGCAGCAUUCAGCCCUCUUGUUCAGAUCAUGGCUGCCAUGAUUGAUAUCCCUAUCUUGCAUGAGCAACUACAUCUUGGAAGUGUCUUGGGAUCGAUGUUGGUGAUGAUGGGAUUAUACAUUCUUCUGUGGGGUAAGAGCAAGGAGAUUCAGAAUUGUGUCAUCAAGUUAGUCCAAGACUCUGAACAAAGUCAACAAACCAAGGAACAAGAUCCGGAAAUACAAGAAGCUACGGUUUCUUGUGAUUACCAGUGUCACUAACACAAUUAAGUUUGUUGAAUGGUGAAACUCAUGUGCAGUCGACUUCACGUGAAGUUGAUAAUUGAGAAUCGUUAGAUAUUUUUAUUUAAUAGCUCUCAACUAUCAACUUCACGUGAAGUCGACUGCACAUGAAUUUAUAUAUAUGUUGUCAAACCCCACAACUUUAAUUUCAUAUUCAUCAACUUUGUAAUUGUCACACCUAACCAAAACUUUAGGAUGGGUGGAGAACCAUUCGUAUUUAAUUAAUAUCUUGAAUUGAGUAGUG
This is a messenger RNA of Arachis ipaensis, 1424 nucleotides long. Its product is annotated as WAT1-related protein At3g30340-like. The record is from RefSeq and is a predicted model, not a curated record. Gene Ontology annotation, cellular component: membrane. Gene Ontology annotation, molecular function: transmembrane transporter activity. Lineage: Eukaryota; Viridiplantae; Streptophyta; Magnoliopsida; Fabales; Fabaceae.